AUGCAAGGAAAGGUUAAGGUAACUAAAAACAGUAGUUUGUCGAAUACAUGGAAUGCUUUGAAAGCAAGUAUUUUUUUCGCGCUAAUUCUGCUAUCAAAUUUAUAUGGACUUAAGUCGUUUACUGAUGGCUUUCUAUUAAGAAGAGAAGUCUUAAACUCGACAUCGUCUUGUUCUAAUCCACCACUAAAUAUAUCACAGUGGAAUGAAACCUCUGAGUGCUGGGCUCCAAAAUUGUUCUCUAAAGCCGUUAUAGUUGUUAUAGACGCUUUAAGAUAUGAUUUUUUGAUACCUUCUAACGACUCUUUUUAUUAUCAUAAUGCCCUAAAUACUCCGUAUGAAACAUCCGUUUCACAUCCUGAGCAUUCCGUCUUACUUCAAUUUUUAGCUGACGCACCUACAACUACUUCUCAGCGUCUAAAAGGUUUAACCACCGGUUCCCUUCCAACUUUCAUUGACAUCGGUUCAAACUUUGCAGGCACAAAUGUUGAUGAAGAUAAUCUUUUAUAUCAAUGGAAAUCAUUAGGUAAAGACAUUGUUUUGCUAGGAGAUGAUACUUGGGAUGCUUUGUACCAUGAGUUCUUGAAUCAAACAUAUUCUAGACCUGCUUUUUCCUUUAAUGUUCCUGACCUUCAUGGCGUAGACCGGAAAGUGAACAGAUAUCUAUUUGACUAUAUAGAAAACGCGCCAUGGGAUAUUCUUAUCGCCCAUUACUUAGGAGUUGACCAUGUUGGGCAUCGGCUAGGACCGAACCAUCCUACCAUGACAGAAAAGUUGAAAGAGAUGGAUGAGUGUAUUAAGAAGAUGAUGGAUUUGAUUGACGACGAUACUCUUCUUUUAGUUAUGGGUGAUCAUGGUAUGGACAGUAAAGGUAAUCAUGGCGGUGACUCUUUCGAUGAAUUAAAUUCGGCAUUGUGGAUGUACAGUAAGAGGCCAGCUUUUAAACCAUUUAAGCCAUUCGGAGAAGGGCGUUUUUCGAAACAAGUUGAUUUGGUUCCAACUUUGAGUUUGAUACUUGGAAAUGCUAUUCCAUAUGGCAGUUUAGGAACUUUAAUACCAGAACCAUUUUACUUUCACGGAGCUAAAUUUUUGCACGAUUGUAUGGAGCUAAACAUGGCUCAGAUUAAUAGGUUCAUUCAAAGUUAUGAAAAUGAAGCUGAAAACGAAUAUGGUUCUGUUGCUAAACCUAUUGUGCAUACCGAUAAUGAAUAUUUGGAUUUGUUUAUAAAGAGAUAUACAAGCUCACAGCAUAUAUUUGGAUAUUUUAAAAGCAUUUGGGCAGAAUUCAGCCUACUACCGAUGCUUACGGGGUUCGUAACAUUGGUUGUAGGCGGUCUAUCUCUUGCUUUGCUAAUGAACGAUACAAACGCUACCAAUAACGCUUCGGAUUUACUAGCUAUUACUUUGAAAAAAAUCUUUCUAUUUUCUGUACCAUUCUUAUUUCUUGGAACCUUAAUACCUACUCAUUAUUUGAUGUCAUUAUUCACGUUAGUUCCAAAUAUAACCAUUCUACUUGAGCUGUAUAGGAAAGUAUCUUUUGAAUUUAUUUUUACUAUUCCUAGUCUCCAUAGUCUUUUAGCAUUGGGAUUAGCCAUACUCCAUGUUUGCAGUUUUGGCUCUAAUUCUUUCACGAUAUGGGAGGAUCAAUUGACUCACUACUUUUGCAUAACAUUUGGCUUUUUAAUGAUUUGUAAAAGCUUUACAAACAGAGAUCUUAGGUUGACUCUGGAUUCAUCUUUCUGGUCUAUCCUCUUCAUUAUCCUGCAGUUCUUGACAUCUUACAUUACGAACUGUCGCGAGGAGCAAGGAUUUUUUUGCACCAGUACUUAUGUUUCUACACCUGAAAAUACCUUACGAAGCUUAAUUACCUUGUCAGUUUCAACCCUUACUUCUAUCUUACUUCCUUAUAUAUUUAAGAACUAUCUAGAAUCAGUUUUGAAGGUUACACUAUCGAAAAGGAAGCAAGUAAUAUUGCAUAUAUUUGAAUUUCUUUCAUCUGUUUUUUGGAUUGUACAACAUAUUUUGGCUAAUAAUUCCUCCCUUGAAUUCAAGUACGGUCGAAUGCUUGUCUAUAUUGCGAAUAUAUUUCUUAUUGGCAUACUUACUUGUCUACUUUGGCAAAUAUCUUUGUUUUCUGUACAUAUAAAUCGUGAUCAAAAAUCAGGUAAUGGAGAAGUUCUGAUCGCAGUCGUGGAAUAUUACUUUAUUUUCGCAUUAUUUUCAUCCUUACUAUUGUUUCUUCAACGCCCACUGGGUAAGUUGUCCUUAAUUUCUUGUCUAGUGCAGAUAUUUAUAUUAUUGCGAAUUGAAAAUUCUCAGUCAUCGCCCGGAGUAACAUUUAUGUCUAUUCUAUUAAGCAUUCUUGGGUUGUCGCAUUUUUUCACAACCGGUAAUCAAGCGGUUAUUUCUUCCCUUGAUUGGAAUUUUGCAUUUAUUCAUUCCACGUCCGCAGAAAAUCAAAUUAUCAAUGGUAUACUAAUGUUUUUGCACACUUUGGGUGGUCCUAUUAUUACUUGUUUAUCUCUUCCCUUGUUUGCAGCUAAGCCUUAUACUACGAAAAAAGUGUUUUUUAGAUAUUUUCUUCUACUUUGCUCUUCUUUUCUACUAUAUUAUCUCUCAAUUGCAGCUAGCACGGUGUUCUUUGCUGGUUUCUUCCGAAGACAUUUGAUGGUAUGGAAAAUUUUUGCUCCAAGGUUCAUGCUGAACAGCAUUCUCUUGUUUACCCAACAAUUAAUUAUUAUAAUAAUGUGUCUUUGGAACUCGCUGUUUUCCUUUUCCUGA
Molecule: messenger RNA, 2778 nt
Organism: Schizosaccharomyces osmophilus
Lineage: Eukaryota; Fungi; Ascomycota; Schizosaccharomycetes; Schizosaccharomycetales; Schizosaccharomycetaceae
Gene: gpi13
Product: pig-O
Exons: 1
Coding region: 1-2778 (925 amino acids)
Biological process (GO): GPI anchor biosynthetic process
Cellular component (GO): endoplasmic reticulum membrane
Molecular function (GO): mannose-ethanolamine phosphotransferase activity
Source: RefSeq, a predicted model, not a curated record